AUGGCGGGAAGCAAGAGGGCGGAAGGGCGGGCUGCGAGAGGGCGGAAGGGCGGGCGGCGCGAGGAGGGAAGGUCGGGCGGGCGGCGGAAGGGCGGGCGGGCGGCAGAAAGACGGGCGCGCAGCAGAAGGGUGUGCGGCGGAAGGGCGAGCGGCGAUAAAACCGUGUACAAGAAGAGCUGCUCUGAUCCUCUGUGUACCAGUUGCAGUGCUUACAACGCAUGCCCAAAUGUCGGCAACUAUUAUUACUCAGUGAGCUGCUCUGCUACAAACUACAACGGUUACGCGGGUUCAAGCAUACAAAUUGGACGAAGCAUGGCGGGCAACGGCAACCUUGUCAACACAAUCGUUUCCAAUCCCGUGGACAACACGUUGGACAACGACUUUGUGACCUUCUACAGAAGCAGUGGCAGUAGUUUCUCGUGGUUAACCCUUGGAUCAUCAAAUGGCAAUAUCCAAGUGACCAGCAGUGUUUCGACCUCUGCGGGUACAUACAGUAUAGUGUAUUGCGCCCGGAACCGACGAUCUAAGACGAAAUGUGAGACGUUGAGCAUCACAGUGUAUGACAGCUACGUUAGCAACUCACCGGCCAUAACGUCCCUGCACGAGAACACAGACGCGCUAAAGAAUCUGUGGACUAUCACAGCGAAGUGUGACAUCUCGUACACGUGCGGAGGAUUCACGUGCUCUGCCCAAGAAGACUGCAACUCGUGUACAGUCAGCAAUACACAGAACUUCUUCGCAAUGAGUGGUACUCAUACCGUGUACAAAAAGGAAUGCCUCACUCCCUUAUGCGACACGUGCAGCGUAGGUAAUUACUGUGCCAACCGAGGGGAGACCUACACCUACACAGUGUCGUGUGUCCGAACCAACACCUUCGGCUACUCUGGCUUCACUUCUGGAACCGCUACGAAAACGGUCUCCCUGUCGUUUUUCGCUGAUGUCAAUCCGCCUUUUGCGUACGAUUCCAGUAUUGGCAACUCCAUAAACAUUGGCAAAGGCAUUCCGGGCACAGGUCAGAUGGUCAAUAGGAUCUUCUCCAAUCCGGAGGAGACCACAGAUGACAACGAUGUACCCGUUUUUUGGCGUAGUUCCGGUGACAACCCUGCGUGGCUAACCGUCGUUCGAGCAACUGGUGAAAUCAAGGUGACGUCAUCAUUGACCUCGGAGACUGCUACCUCCAUGAGCAUUGUCAUGUGCGCUGAGAACAGACGUCAUCAGACAACGUGCCAUACACUGACUAUCCAAAUUUAUCACAUGUCCAUUACGAACAAUCCGUCUAACGAUAGUCUGCACGAAAACACUGACAUCGAUAAGCUGCUUUGGACCAUCACGGGCACAUGCGACAUCUCGUACCAGUGCUUCUCGGUGUACACCUGCGCCCAAUCUCACGUCUGCGAUAGCUGCGCUGUAACUGACACCUACAACUUCUUCUAUGUUGAUGGUACUCAUGCAGUGCACAAAAAGAAAUGCCUCACUCCCUUAUGCGACACGUGCAGCGUAGGUAAUUACUGUGCCAACCGAGGGGAGACCUACAACUACACAGUGUCGUGUGUCCGAACCAACACCUUCGGCUACUCUGGCUUCACGUCUGGAACCGCUACGAAAACGGUCUCUUUGUCGUUUUUCGCUGAUGUCAAUCCGCCUUUUGCGUUCGAUUCCAGCCUUGGCAACUCCAUAAACAUCGGCAAAAGCAUUCCGGGCACAGGUCAGAUGGUCAAUAGGAUAUUCUCCAACCCCGAGGAGACUACAGACGACAACGAUGUACCCGUUUUUUGGCGUAGUUCCGGUGACAACCCCGCGUGGCUAACCGUCGUUCGAGCCACUGGUGAAAUCAAAGUGACGUCAGCAUUGACCUCGGAGACUGCUACCUCCAUGAGCAUGGUCAUGUGCGCUGAGAACAGACGUCAUCAGAAAACGUGCCAAACGCUGAAUAUAACAAUUUAUUACACCUCCAUUACGAACAACCCGUCUAUCGUUCGUCUGCACGAGAACACGGACCGCGACAAGUUGCUAUGGAACGUUACGGGCACGUGCGACAUCACGUAUCAGUGCUUCUCGGUGUACACGUGCGCCGAGACUCACGUUUGUGAUAGCUGCGUUGUUACUGACACCUACAACUUCUUCUAUAUUGAUGAGCCAGCCCACGAUGUGCACAAGAAGACCUGCCUGAAGCCUCUCUGUGAGCCGUGCUAUAUCAGCGACUUCUGCGUCAACGAAGCUGAGACGUACAAUUAUACCGUGGACUGCGUCAAGACAAACUACAAUAGCUUCUCUCAAUUCACCACUGGGCACGCCGUGCGCACACCGUCUCUGUAUUUCUACACGGAUAUUAUACCACCGUUCAAGUAUGACGACGGAAAUAACAUCGUCGUAUUCCAGAACAAUUCCUACAAGGACACCAUCAUCAACAAGAUUAUCUCUAACCCGGUUAACGAAUCCGACGAUAAUGACGAGAUAUUCUACUACACGGACCGACCACCGCGACCGUCUUGGAUACACGAAAAUAUCCUGUUCGUAUUGGACACUAGCAAUGGCUUUGUUAAAGUCAAUAAAACACUCGAGUUUGAAUUUUCCUACACAUUCGACAUGAGGCUGUGCGUCCGAAAUCGUCGACAGUUUAUUAACUGUGACACAUUCAACAUAACACUGUGGGCGUGUUACCAGACUCCGAACUGCACGGACCAGAAAAUACUUGACCUCAAGGAUACCCAUGCCAUCUAUGGACACAGUGACAACACAUCCCUGUUCCAGAUGAUCUACCCACAACCCACCUACCACUUCCCCAACUUCAGGAAUACUUGGUCAAAUCUGACGUGGACGCUGGAUAAUGGUGGAUUUAUUGAAUCAACAAUCAACCCUUUAACGGGUGAUAUCUACUUGACGCAGAACAUCAGUAUCUGGCCAUCGUGGCCGACCAGACACUAUAUAGAGACUGUAACAGUGGCCAACUCCGAGUCAUGCUACACCACCACGUGUCAAAUGGAUGUCACCAUUUGGUAUACGAACUGGAAACCCCGGAUUAGCAGCUUACCAGCCCAGAAAAAACUGCACGAGGAUACGGACGCUGAGACGUUGCUCCACAACCUUGAAGUGUAUGACUACAACUACGACAGGCCUGCGGACGGCCAUGCGCUUGAGGACAACUCCACUUGCUGGAUUGAAUACGUGUUCGAUCAGUGGGGUGAGAACGACAUGGAACUGUUUGAACUGAAAGAGGAUCCAAACAAUCCGAAAAGAUGGAACUCUUAUUCGCUGUACAAACGAGAGUGCCGCGUCCCCGGCUCUCCGUAUACCCCACCAUGCGGGUACAAGCGGGAAAACUUCACGUGCCCGAAACACACGGGCUGCAUGACCCACAACGUGACUCAGUGGUACGACGUGUCAAUCCGAUGCAGGGACGGAUAUGGGGCCGAGGAUAACCGAAACUUCUCGUUCUAUCCCGUGCAUAACGUGGCUCCGACGUAUAGGAAUUUACCUAAGAGCAUAACGCUGAACGUAAAGACCGGAAGUGAACAUGACAUCAUUUUCUCCACCAUGUACCGAGACGCUGAGAAUGAGAAUCUCACAUAUGAGUAUACGUUCGUUAAACAGGGCGGGGGCGACGUGACCUACUUUAAAGGCGAUCCCAGUGGAAACUAUUUCAACCAGCUUGGCAAUGUGUCCCUCACGACGUAUAUGUACGAAACGCCCAACGCCACGUACAAGAUACUAAUAUGUGGCCACGAGCGGCGGAAUGAGAUAUGCGAAUACCUUACUGUGGAUUUCAGAGAUUAUUGCGGGCCCACUCCCGAAUGUAGGAGUAGUUCCACGACGGUGACGUCAGAGACACCUGCGGGCACUGUGAUAUUUAGCGUUGCUGACCUCGUCACGAACGCUGCCCUCUACACAAGCAUGGAAUUUUCCCUGACAGCGCAAUACGCCAAUAUGUUUGAUAUUAAUAGCGCAACGGGAGUUGUCAAAACAACAUCCAAACUUACCGCUUCAUAUCCAUCGACUGCCUACAGUUUGAACGCCUUUGUUACCGACGUUAACUCGUGCGGUUUCUACUCCGUGUGCCCACUGAGUGUGGUCGUCACCUAUAUCAACUUUCCGCUAAAUAUAACGAACCUGCCAGCUACAGUCACAAUAAAAGAAGAUACGUCUUUCACCGUGUUGCUAUUCACUGUUAUGACGUCAGACCAGAAUACCGAUGAUGAAGUCAUAUGUGCUAUAACCAAUCCCAAUGACAACAAACCGUUUUACAUGGUUGAAACAUUCAUUGGAUCGGGAGUGUUUGUUGUGAAGAACUAUGUAGCUGGGACAAACACAGAACGGAAGCUCUCAUCCGCAAAGCUUGCGUAUACCGUCAGCAUCAGCUGCAACGACAGCAUCGGUCAGGGCGACACUGGCGACCUCAAGAUAAACGUCAUACCCAACGAGGGGCCCAGUCUCACCACAAUUAUUGGCACGAUAAGCAGGAAUGUUGACCAGUCGACGGUGUUCAAAGGAGCCGUGCUCUUGACAGAGGCGGCCAAAGACCCCGAGGGCGAUGCGCUGACGUACACGUGCACUGUGAACAGCAGCAACAACCCACUAACAUGCGCCGUGGCCAAGCACACGUAUCCUUCCAUCACCAAUCUCCCUACGAGCAUCUUGGUGCCAGAGGAUAAGGCAGUAGGAUCCACGCUGUUCGAGCCCGUUGUCUUUGAUUUGGACGUUCCCGUGGAGACCAAACAGUUCUCCAUGAAAGUCGUACCGGCGUCGGCGUCUUCCUAUUUUCUUUUGGAUAAAACCACCGGGUUUGUUACAUUAGCGAAGGGUUUGGAUUAUGAGACAACAUCGUCAUAUUCCCUAUACAUCGACGUUAAGGACCCAUACCUAUCGAGCCAGUCGUCUGGGCGUCUGAUAAUUAACGUCACUAACGUCAACGAACCAAACACGUUAACGGCAAAGAAAACAACAAUUAGUUUUAAGGAAACGCGGAAAGUUGGGACGUCGUUUAACUUUGGCCUCAGGUGUACGGAUGCUGAUGAUUUUGACACGCAAACGUUUUCCAUAAAAAGUGGAACACACAAAGACUACUUCAGGAUGGACAGCUCAAGUCCUCUCAUAUACCUGACAAAAUCAUGGGAUCUUGAGGACGGGACGGCGAGUAUUUACGGGGUUACGAGUACCAUGCUGGUGGUGCAGUGCGAGGACUCCGGGGGCCUCACUUCCGACGUGUACCUCUAUUUCCUGAUUGAGGACGUCAAUGACCACAAGCCGGUGUUUAAUUACACUCUCCCGCCUGGUCAGACCGACUUUAAAUUUAAACUUGCUUCCAACGCCUCCUUGUCGACAUCCUUGCUGACGCUCAGUGCCACGGAUCCAGACAUUUCGUACGACAUAUUGGGUAAUGGCCUCGGUAGAAAGUACUUCCGGAUGGAGAAGCGUGUUUCCAGGAAGCGCGCGACAUCGACAACUGCGGAGCUGAAGUUGCGACAACCAUUAGACUUUAGCAACACGAAAACAUUCAUCUUUUAUGUAAAGAUCAGUGACGGUGGGACGCCUCCUCAGUUCGAUACGUUAGAAAUAACCGUCCAAUACAGCCCCGACCCACACGUUCCAAAAGCGGCGGACAUCUCCAAAUGCAUAACGUGCUCAAAAUCCGGUCAGAGCUUGAUAGCGGUGUUGGCAGUCGAGUGUGCCAUAGCGCUUGGCCUCAUUGUUCACGCGCUCUUCGCCACAAGGAUCAUUGGUUCUUCUGAUAAAAUGUAUGACUGUGUUUUUAUACCCCCAGUACUAUUGGUUAUGGGGGCUAUAUAG
Dreissena polymorpha is the source of this 5784-nucleotide messenger RNA. RefSeq lists its product as uncharacterized. The transcript has 35 exons. Gene Ontology annotation, biological process: multicellular organism development; calcium-dependent cell-cell adhesion; adherens junction organization. Gene Ontology annotation, molecular function: calcium ion binding; cadherin binding. The record is from RefSeq and is a predicted model, not a curated record. Gene Ontology annotation, cellular component: adherens junction; membrane; catenin complex. The coding region runs from base 1 to 5784 and encodes 1927 amino acids. Lineage: Eukaryota; Metazoa; Mollusca; Bivalvia; Myida; Dreissenidae.